CCUUACGGGGUGCGUCAGUCGUCAUUUAGAGCAGCACUAGACGGCCGAGAACGAUCGAUCGAUCAUUCGUUCGCAACGAUGUUUGGGCACGGUCUCGCCACAUCUUCGAUCGUGUUCCUGCUGGGAUGGAUCACAUUGCUGUUAAAUCACGUACUACCGGCAGGUAUUACACGAUGUCACUGUUACCUUUUGAAAUCAUCGUUUGAGUGCGGCAAGGAAUCGGUCAACGUAGAAAACAGGCUUAAAAGCGCACUUCUUUGCAAUGGCUACCGUACGCAUACGCGUCCAAGAAAGGAUAACACUCAGUCGGUGAACGUAACCUUGUCUUACUACGUGCUAACUUAUGAUUUUGACGAAACGGAUGACCUGCUGAAGCUGGGCGUGUGGAUGGAUUUGCAAUGGACAGACGAGUUUCUAAGCUGGAACAGCACGCAAUGGAGCGGCAUAGAGCGUUUAGCGAUCAAUUCGGAGGAGAUCUGGUUACCAGACUUUCGGCAUUAUUCGUCCUACUACAAUCCAGAGGAGUUGCCCGAUUGUGCCAACCCGAAAUGUUCCGUUGCGAUGAAUGGUACGGUAAUUUGUCUGCCCGUGUGUAGCAUGAACGCCAAAUGUGAUGCAGACUAUUCGCGCUGGCCAUUCGAUACGGUUCGGUGCAGCAUGUGGUACGGGACGUGGUCCCACUCGAUGGACGAAGUUGACAUACACACAGUGGAUGUUUGUUUAGGCAGAAAUUACGAAUUUCAAAGUGCUAAAUGGGGUGUAGUUUCGCUUGAAAAGGGCCGAUCAACACUUCAAGCAGAUAAAUACAUUUAUCCUGUUCUAAAUAUAGAUGUGCUGUUAAUUAGACGUGCUAGUUUCGAGCACGUGGCUAUCGUUGGACCAAUAUUGGUGUUAGCAAUACUGAAUGCCUACAUCGUUUGGCUACGUUCCAGCAGUUUCGAAAGGAAAGUUUUGCUUGCCUUGUCUACGUUCUCACACUUUAGCUACCUAAAACAACUGGAAUGGGCGCUCCCGUUCAGCCGCGAUACCUUACCAAGUUGCAUGAUCUUUUUAACGUGUUCUACUGUCCUGAGCGUUGUCCUGCUGAUUUUGACCUUACUUAACUGCUGGAUUCGUACGCGGCGCUACGAUGCAUCUGUGACGGGAUCUUUCAUUGAUCGUAUAACAGGAUCAUUUUCGCAGAGCCGCGUCGCUGAGCUGCUACUGGCUGCUGACUAUCUGGAACUAAACUACACAGUGGAUGUGACACUAGAGGAGAAAGACAACUUUUGGGCGAGGUUUGGAAAGUUAUUCGAUCGUGCUCUGGCGAUUGUUUGCGUCAUUGUUUAUGUUGUGCUUACAUUCCUGUUCAUACCCUUCAGCCAUCGGUUGGUCGAACGGUCUGGAGUGAAUUGUCUCAUAUCGGCAUAGUUUUCAUGUUUUAGAAGGAAAAUAAAACAUACACAAACACA
Molecule: messenger RNA, 1451 nt
Organism: Anopheles funestus (African malaria mosquito)
Lineage: Eukaryota; Metazoa; Arthropoda; Insecta; Diptera; Culicidae
Product: neuronal acetylcholine receptor subunit non-alpha-3-like
Exons: 8
Coding region: 79-1410 (443 amino acids)
Biological process (GO): nervous system process; chemical synaptic transmission; regulation of membrane potential
Cellular component (GO): membrane; neuron projection; synapse
Molecular function (GO): neurotransmitter receptor activity; transmembrane signaling receptor activity; extracellular ligand-gated monoatomic ion channel activity
Source: RefSeq, a predicted model, not a curated record